This is a messenger RNA of Sparassis crispa, 777 nucleotides long. RefSeq lists its product with no specific name. NCBI's taxonomy places the organism in Eukaryota, Fungi, Basidiomycota, Agaricomycetes, Polyporales, Sparassidaceae. Gene Ontology annotation, cellular component: cytoplasm; nucleus. The transcript has 3 exons. Bases 1 to 777 code for a protein of 258 amino acids. The record is from RefSeq and is a predicted model, not a curated record.
AUGCUCUCAAAUCAUCCGCACGUUCUGCCCGCCCACCACACAAAACAUCUCCCUCUCCUACGUUAUCCUUUUCGACAUCUUUUCUUUGAUCUCGCCCAGAGUGACAACGGCGCGACAAACGGUACCGCGCUCUGGCUAGUUGCGGGACAGCGGCGCUUGAGAGCUAUAGAACUUGGAAGCGGAGUAGGACUAUCCGCGCUUGCUCUGAGUGCCAUCGGCUGGGAUGUAUGGUCUACCGAUUUGCCUGAUGUCGUAGACUCCGUCCUCAUGGCGAAUGUCGCACGCAACGUUGGAAAUUUUUCACCAGACAGUGGCUCUAUCCAUGUGCGUGUCCUGGACUGGACGGUGUCACCGGACCAAUGGGUCUGGGACGAUGAACGCGUCAUUGCAUCUCCAUCCCUUCCUCGUGGAGCACAGAAUGAGGAUAGCGUUCGUCCUGGGCCGCCCUUCGAUCUCAUCAUAUCUUCCGAUACCCUCUAUACCCCAGACCUUGUGUCACCCCUUUUGCGUGCUCUCCACGCUCUCAGCGCGCUCUCGUGCACUUUCUCUCCCUAUCGUUCGCCCCCGGUCUAUCUCUGUAUUGAACGCCGCGAUUCUUCUGUGAUCGAUCAAGCUCUGUAUGACGCAAAACACGUUUGGAACUUCACGAUAGAACGUGUUGCACACAGGAAACUAGUAAAGGCUAUGGAGAAAGGCGGAGUGAAAUGGAGUAAAGAAGAAUGGGAGGGUAUAGAGAUAUGGAAAUUGACGCUCAAUCGGAGCACUAAUAGCUGCUAG